UGUUAUUUCGAUUGCAUAUGCUAAAAUAAUUAUUUUUAAAUUAGCCAGUUGUGCCUUUUUAAGCCUCGCUCUUCUUUCCUCCAUUUUUAACUCUAGCUUUUCACACUGUCUUCCUACGCAGGAAAGACAUGUCUGCGGAAAUCUCGGAAAAAGAGACACCUCCUGUAACUAUUGUACAACCUGAUACUUUGUAUAAAACCAUUUUUGAAAUGUCGAAUUCUCCAAACUACUCGCCGGUCGCCUCCACCGACAUCACAAAGCAUCAACGAGACGGUAGUCUAGAUGUGUACAUGCAAAUGAUGGAUGGACGAAAGCAUAUAAAAUCAGUCGCAUCAGACGACGAUGAGGAGGAAGACAGUUCUUGGAGCUCCUCAAGCGAAGAGAAACGCCCGGAAAGGAACCCACCUGGAAGUGUAGUGUUCCAGUACUAUUCUCCCACUGAUAAGGUCGAUAACUCCGAAUUUCACGGCAAAAAUGCUAGCCAGGAAAGUCUGUUAGAGAUGCAAGAUCGCAGAAGUACAAGCAACCUGCUUGGUGGUGCUCGCCAUUAUGAAGAUGAUGACGAAGACGACAACGCCGACCGUCCGGAUGCAUGGUUGAACGAUAACCUGGAGAAUGGAAGGAGUGGGAAAAGUUCCAAAACGCCGAUCAAAUGGACAUGCACUGGAUUCUUUGUUGUGCUUAUAGUGGGAUGGAUGGCAUGGGCUUUUGUUCUGCUCAUCAUGCCUCAACAAGGAGAAGAGCUAACUUCGUCUGGCAACCAUAUUGAAUUCAAUGAUGUGUUCAAUUCUUCUUUCAGGCCGUCUCGCCCUAGCCUGGUUUGGGUUCAAAACUCGCAACAAGAUGGUGUUUUUACAUAUGUUCAGCCCAAUACUGGCGACAUUAUCCUAGAAUCUGUUGAAGAUCAAGUUAGAAGCACGUUUGUCAAAGCAGACGAACUUCAAAUCAACAACAAAUCAGUGACAGUGGACAACUACUUGAUAUCUGCCGAUACAGAGUAUUUGAUGAUCUGGACAAAUAGGACCAAACAAUUCCGCCAUUCUUAUUUCUCAAACGUUUAUAUUUUCGACCUGAUUGAACGCACCCUUACCCCUCUGAAUGAUGCCAGCAAUAUUGAUGAGGAACCACAAAUCUCAUAUGCUGUAUGGAGUCCAAAAGGUCAUAGUGUUGCUUAUGUCAUGAACAAUGACCUGUACGUCACUGACCUGGUGAAGCACACACGCAUCACUUUUGAUGGUACCGCAACUAUCUUCAACGGUGUUCCGGAUUGGGUCUACGAAGAGGAAGUCUUCGGCACCAACUUCGCUACCUGGUGGUCUCCCGAUGCGACUCAUAUUGCCUACCUUAGAUUCAAUGAAACUGAAGUUCCCGAAUUUAAGCUACCUCUCUAUGCCAAAUCCAACGAUUCAUAUCCGCAAGAGCUUGUUAUCAAGUAUCCAAAGGCUGGCUAUCCCAAUCCCACCGUGUCGUUGCACGUAUACUCAUUAGCCGACGACACCUCUGUGAUGGUCAAUCAAAAUUCAACUUCUGUUGGAAUUGCUGCUGUGGACGAUGAGGUUGUUGAUUUUGCAGAUAACGACCGUUUGAUCACUCAAGUUGUAUGGACCACUACAACUCACGAUCACCUUGUUUACAAACAAACAAAUCGCGUACAAGACCAUGAGAAGACGAUCACUGUCUCUCUACCAACCACCGGUAAAACAACAGCCACAGCAAUGACAUCGAAGGUAUCGAAGGAAUACAAGCCUGAAGAUGGAGGCUGGGUAGAAGUAAAUCAGGAUAUCAAAUUCUUUGGACCACAAGACAAAGACGAUACGCCAAAAUACAUCGACAUCGCUGACAACGGAGAUGGUUAUAUGCACUUGGCAUUGUACGCUGUUAAUGGAAGCAAUGAACCAGUUUGGCUCACCACUGGAGAUUGGGAGGUUAUCAGCGGCACAGUUGUCGUGGACAGUGUGAACCGUUUGAUCCAUUACAUUUCUACCGAAGUGUCACCUUUGGAGAGACAUCUCUAUAUGCUCAACAUCUCUGACACGGAUGAUAUUACUAAGCAUUGCAUAACCUGCUUUGAAGAUGAGGAAGUCCAUGGAUAUUACUCUGCAUCGUUCUCACCAAAAGCCGGAUAUUACGUCCUGAACUACGAAGGACCAGAAGUCCCCACUACCGUCGUCAACAAGGUUGGAGAUAGCAAUUUCAGCAAAGUCCUUGAGAACAACACCGCUCUUGUCGAGCUAUUGAAGCAAUAUAGCCUUCCCAAAUCUCGCAUGGUCACCGUUAAAAGCGGUGGUGUUGAUAUGAAUGCCAUCGAAAUUUUGCCUCCGGACUUUGACCCGGCACAGCGAUACCCUGUGGUCUUCCGUGUAUAUGGCGGUCCAGGAUCUCAAAUGGCUUCUUACCGAUUCCAGCUGGACUGGCACACAUUUAUCGCAAGCAAACUGAGAUACAUCGUUGUUAUGGCUGAUGGUCGUGGCACCGGUUUCAGAGGCCGCAAAUACAGAGUAGGAGUUCGAGGUCGCCUUGGCGAGUUGGAAACCAUUGAUCAAGUCAAUGCUGGCAGGCACUGGGCAAGUCUUGACUACGUUGACCCUACACGACUUGCUAUCUGGGGAUGGUCUUAUGGAGGAUUCAUGACGAGCAAGGUCGUUGAAGCCGACGACGGCGUCUUUUCCGUUGGAAUGGCCGUUGCUCCCGUCACUGAUUGGAAAUUCUAUGAUUCCAUCUACACUGAACGCUACAUGCUUACCCCCCAACUUAAUGCUGAUGGCUACCAACGAAGUGCAGUCAAUAAUAUGACGGGCUUCAAUCACACCAACUAUCUCCUUGUUCAUGGAACAGGCGAUGAUAAUGUUCAUUUCCAAAAUGCCGCUGCGCUGAUUGAUCGCCUUACAAUGGCUUCGGUUCAUAAUUACCGAGUCCAAUUUUAUACUGACAGCGACCAUUCUAUCAAUACCCACAACGCCAACCGAGAAAUCUAUUGGCUUUUGACAGACUAUGUUUGGGAAGGGUUUGGUGGAGAGGAAUACGACCAUGUUCGACGAGAAACGCAUGGACAAGUUAUUGGCCCGGUAGGCAGCCAUUGAAUAGAAAAAACCUUCACUCAUCUUGCAUCGAAUUGAGUUUUGAUUCUCAGUUACAAAAAUGACUCAGACUGCAAUCAAAUUUGAAAUAAAAAUUGGCAGAAUUAUCUCGCUUCCAUCUUUAACUCC
Messenger RNA from Umbelopsis ramanniana AG, 3206 nucleotides. RefSeq lists its product as uncharacterized. Gene Ontology annotation, molecular function: serine-type endopeptidase activity; dipeptidyl-peptidase activity. NCBI's taxonomy places the organism in Eukaryota, Fungi, Mucoromycota, Umbelopsidomycetes, Umbelopsidales, Umbelopsidaceae. The coding region runs from base 129 to 3080 and encodes 983 amino acids. Gene Ontology annotation, biological process: proteolysis. The transcript is spliced from 10 exons. The record is from RefSeq and is a predicted model, not a curated record.